This is a messenger RNA of Gymnogyps californianus (California condor), 4803 nucleotides long. It is a transcript of the gene DDX18, whose product is annotated as DEAD-box helicase 18. Gene Ontology annotation, molecular function: nucleic acid binding; ATP binding; RNA helicase activity. Lineage: Eukaryota; Metazoa; Chordata; Aves; Accipitriformes; Cathartidae. The record is from RefSeq and is a predicted model, not a curated record. Gene Ontology annotation, biological process: maturation of LSU-rRNA from tricistronic rRNA transcript (SSU-rRNA, 5.8S rRNA, LSU-rRNA). Gene Ontology annotation, cellular component: nucleolus.
AUGUCGGUGUCGGUGGCCGCGGGCAACCUGCCCAUGCGGCUGCUCCGCAGGAAGAUCCACAAGCGUAACCUGAAGCUGCGGCAGCGCAACCUGAGGCUGCGGGCGGCCGAGGGGGCAGUGCCUCCGCCAGGCGAGGCGGCAUGGCAGGGUCCCCCGGAGGAGGAGGAGGUGGAGGAGGAGGAGGCGGCGGCGCCUGAGGCAGAAGCGGCGGCGGCCGGAGCGGCCUCGGAGGGCGCGGAGGCUGCGGAUGCUGCCGGCCCCCGCGGCGGGGAGGAGAAGAGGAGGAAGAAGAAAAAGAGGAAAGCGGCGGCUAAUGCGAAAGAUGAUACGGAAACUAAAAAAGCAAAAACUGAAGAAGAUGAAUCUGUGGAGGUAGAAGAUGAAGAGAAGCAGGAUUCUGGAGAGAAAGAGGUGGAAGAGGAGGAGGAGGAGGAGGAGGAUGAUGAAGUGCCCAGUUUACCACUAGGUGUAACAGGUGCUUUUGAAGACAAUUCUUUUACUUCCCUGGCUGGUGUUGUCAGUGAGAAUACACUGAAAGGCGUAAAUGACAUGGGUUUUACACACAUGACCGAAAUUCAGCAUAAAAGCAUUAAGCCACUUCUGGAAGGCAGGGAUAUUUUAGCAGCUGCAAAAACAGGCAGUGGCAAAACACUUGCGUUUCUUAUUCCUGCAAUAGAGCUCAUCUACAAGCUAAAAUUCAUGCCUAGAAAUGGAACGGGUGUUAUUAUUCUUUCUCCUACUCGAGAACUUGCUAUGCAAACCUAUGGAGUUCUUAAAGAACUUAUGAAUCAUCAUGUUCACACCUAUGGCCUGAUAAUGGGGGGCAGUAACAGAUCAGCAGAAGCACAGAAACUUGGAAAUGGAAUCAACAUCAUUGUAGCAACACCAGGAAGACUGCUGGAUCAUAUGCAGAACACUCCAGGUUUCAUGUAUAAGAACUUGCAGUGUUUGGUAAUUGAUGAGGCGGAUCGUAUCUUGGAGGUUGGAUUUGAAGAAGAAAUGAAACAGAUCAUAAAGCUUCUACCAAAGCGCAGACAGACGAUGCUUUUUUCUGCUACACAAACCAGAAAGGUUGAAGAUCUGGCAAAGAUCUCCCUGAAGAAAGCGCCACUAUACGUUGGGGUUGAUGAUAACAAGGAGACAGCAACAGUAGAUGGUCUUGAACAGGGGUACGUCGUGUGUCCAUCUGAAAAAAGAUUCCUUUUGCUCUUCACAUUCCUCAAGAAGAACCGGAAGAAGAAACUAAUGGUAUUUUUUUCUUCAUGUAUGUCAGUGAAGUACCACUAUGAAUUACUCAACUAUAUUGAUCUGCCUGUUUUGGCCAUUCAUGGCAAGCAGAAACAAACCAAACGUACUACAACAUUUUUCCAGUUCUGUAAUGCAGAAUCUGGAAUACUGUUGUGCACUGAUGUAGCUGCCAGAGGACUGGAUAUUCCUGAAGUUGACUGGAUUGUCCAGUAUGACCCUCCAGAUGAUCCAAAAGAAUAUAUUCAUCGUGUUGGUAGAACUGCUAGAGGCAUAAAUGGUAGAGGACACGCUCUGCUCAUUUUACGACCAGAAGAACUGGGCUUUCUUCGUUACCUAAAACAAGCCAGGGUACCACUAAGUGAAUUUGAAUUUUCUUGGUCAAAAAUUUCAGACAUCCAGUCUCAGCUGGAAAAACUGAUUGAGAAGAACUACUUCCUUCACAAGUCAGCCCAGGAAGCAUACAAAGCUUACAUUAGAGCUUAUGACUCCCAUUCUCUGAAGCAGAUCUAUGAUGUCAAUAACUUGGAUCUUCCCAAAGUCAGCCUUUCAUUUGGUUUUAAAGUUCCUCCAUUUGUUGACCUCAAUGUGAACAGUAACCAUGGCAGAAGACUACAGAAAAGAGGUGGAGGUGGGGGAUUUGGUUACCAGAAAUCGAAGAACGUCCACAAAGCUAAAAUCUUCAAACACAUUAGCAAGAAAUCAGACAGUCGGCAGUUUUCUCGUUAAUCAUACAUUCAUUAAAAUGGCUUGUGGCAUUGGAAUAGACUACCUUGAUCAAAACCAUCUGGCAGUUACUUCCAAUUUAAACUGCUCUAUUCACACUUUUAGGGAUCUUUAUGGUUUUGUUUCUGGGAACAUCUUUUAUAUUUCAGUUCAGGAAGACUCUUUGCAAGGGAGACUAAAGAUAGAAAGGGAGAAUAUGGCCAGCUAAUUUUGCCAUACUUGUAAGGAAGAAGAUAGUUGAAUAUAAUUACCUUAAGUCAAUACUACAGAGUUUUUUAUUAAAGAAAGAAAAAAUACUUUUAGCUUUUAUAGAAAAAUUUGCUUUACAUUUACUUUUUCUGUGCAUACCUCUGAAAAUUGUUGGAGUAGACAACACAAGGACAGAUUACAGUGUGAGUUAAAAAAAAAUUUGCUCACAUGAAUCACUGGAAGGGUUUUUAGUGCUACAGAACUCUGCUUUGUCCAUCAAAUGUGCUGAAGAAUAUAGGAAGGUUCCUUUAGAACAGAACAUGCCUAUGAAUAAUUAAGGCUGUAUGAGCUUGUGAUUAAUUUCAGUCAUGGUAUCUGUAUAACAAGUACAAUGUCCAAGAUAAAAAAAAAAUUCUCUUAUACCUCAUCUGGGACAUGCUUAAUGCUGUUUCUUUUAAUGUUGUGAUAAAAUGGUAACAUUCUAGUGAAAUGUUUGGUUUUCCUUCAUGUUCUCUUUAAAUCUGAAUUUAUCCAUCUGCUAGUGUCUAGUGUACUCUCUUAUGAAUAUGCAAAGAAAAUUAAGAAAAGCAGAUUACAUAAAUUGAAGCACUUGACCCAGAUGAUGUGUUUUAAAAUGCUCCAUAACCUUCAUGCAGUGAGAAUUUUUGCAGCUGUAUCUCGUAAAGUACAAAAGUGAAUUUCUUUUUAGUCUUAGGUCAUCAGAUCAGUGAUGGGCAAAGUCAAAGAUACUACCACAGGAUUGAGGGGGUGGAGAGACUCAAUAAAUGAAGACGUGAAAUGGGGUAUAAAUAUACUAGAAGGAUAUUUUGAGGGAGAAAUAUAAAACACUGAAAUGGAAGAGGGCAGAAUACACAUUGCAAACAGAACAAAUAUGGAGACUUAAGUACAAUAAGAAUACACAAGUUGGGCAAAAGUAGAGUAACUAUACUACAUACAUUACUUUCAUAUCUCUGCCAUUGUAGAAGUAGGUAACUAUUCUUAUGAGGCUACAUUAGUGGUGGGCAAUAGUAUAUAAAAAAUGUACAUCCGUCAAUGCAGGGAAAGACUAAAAUGUCACAGAAUGCAGAAAUCUGGGCCCUGUGUGAUUACAAUAAAACAGCUUUUAAUUUACAUCUAAAAUGUAACCCAGGACCAAUUAUGAAUACAAAAGCAUAUGUAGUUAUUCCAAUAUAAAAUGGACUGUUGUUCCUUAGGUCUUUUGAAGUAGCAUGUCAGAUUUAAAACUAUAUGUGCAUCGAAGUAUUGCAGAAAAACAUUGGGGAACAUUCUUUUCACCCUUAGGGAAACCAGAUCAUUUUUGGGGAAAAUAGUAUGAUCAUUCUGUUGCUAGUGCUUCCACCAUAUAGAACUGAGAGUGUUGCCUUUUUUUUUUUCCUUUUUUGUGAAACAGCUGACUUUAAGCCCUAAUGGAUUUUUCAAGACUCUUAAUUAACAUUGGUCAGAUAUUAAGAACUUCGGAUAUGUCAAAAUAUUUAAGUAGAUUAGUUUUGUUACUAGGAUUUGAAUGUCUCAUGCUUCCAAGGUUGCAAUGAAAAAGCAAAAUCUGCUCUGAAGGGUAAGCAAUACUGAGUACAUGAUGCCUGGCUCAUUGAGUUCUAAUCUUUGAUUCUGGGUUUUCUAAUAUAUAUAUUUAUAAAUAAUAGAUGUCAAAUCAGUUCUCAUGUUUGUUUAUUAAUAGCACAUUUUAAGAACUAUCUCUGAGAUCUACAGCAUCAUACUGUUGAAGGGUUCUGUCUACACCUGCAAGCUGUGCAGUUACAGUAUGGGAAUUAACUUACCUUAUAGUGAAAUUAACUCUCAGGGACUCAUUAGAUGAACUGCAAAAUUAAUUACUUGGAAAGAGAUGUAAGCAAAGCUGCAGUAAACCACUGUAAAGAUCAGAGCAUGGUUACGUGGGCGCAAGCAGUGUGAAUGAAGUAGUGUGGAGUAUUCGUUUGGAACAGGAAAAAAGCUGAGCUGAUGGGCACAGUCAGCGACCGCCUGUCUGACCGUGUGCUGCAUAGCCAGAACUGGUUGGGCUGAACAGCGCCUCAGAAUUCCUGCCGCUUCUCUAUGUAGGCAAAAAUCUGCUUCACAGAGAACCGCUUUUUUCUGUCACUCCUUGUUGUUCCGGGAACAGAAGGCUGACUGCUUUCCCGGCAGCUAGACAACCUCCAGCUCCACCUAAUUUUUUCUUUGGAAGAGUUGAGGCACUGUCAAUUUCUAAAGUCUGAUAUGAGGACAACUGAAAAAUAGGGGUUUGGCAUGAGUCUGCACAACUCCUCCCUGGUAUAUUUGGUUUGCAUUUUCUUAUAUACACUAAUACAAAGAAAUCUUUUGAAAUAAUCUCAUCUAGCAGAUUAAAAGACUGGAUGGUAUUGCUCUAGAGUAGUACUAGCUUACUCUUAAACAAAAAAAAACAACAAACCCACUCAAACAUUAUAGAUGUAUAAUGGCUGCACAGUCUGUAGUAACUACAUAGUCUGCUAUUUCACACUGUAAUUUCCUGAUUAAGCAGAGGAGAAAUUCCUGAGCUGAGACCAAGUGGGAAUUGAAAGAGAAGGGCUUCAGCUUCCUGGCUUGUGCAGAUGCAGUUACCUUUUUCUUUAUGGAAUCAUAAAUAAAAAAUAGUUUCUGAUGAAA